Messenger RNA from Hyposmocoma kahamanoa, 2061 nucleotides. RefSeq names its product E3 ubiquitin-protein ligase MYLIP (gene dnr1). The transcript has 6 exons. The record is from RefSeq and is a predicted model, not a curated record. Gene Ontology annotation, biological process: ubiquitin-dependent protein catabolic process. Lineage: Eukaryota; Metazoa; Arthropoda; Insecta; Lepidoptera; Cosmopterigidae. The coding region runs from base 238 to 1767 and encodes 509 amino acids. Gene Ontology annotation, molecular function: ubiquitin-protein transferase activity. Gene Ontology annotation, cellular component: cytoskeleton.
UGCAAACUUAACGUAGUAUGGCCGUCGUUUGGAAGUAUUCACAGUUUUACUUCCACAAAGAAUACGCGAUAAACAUUGCACAGAGCGAACUUAAAAAGACAUUUCUUAAUAAAUAUUUAACGCGAGUGAGAUAAACAAUAAUUCUGAGUGUGAAUUAUAACAACAACAGCACGAAAUAACCUGCAAUCCCUCUGAGAUUUUCAAGUUUUUUGGAUUAUUACGAAGAAAAUAUUCAAAAUGUGGUUAGUCAGACAAGCGAACUCGUUGAUUUUGGAAGUCAAGGUUGACCCAAAUGCCAUCGGACAACAGUGCCUUGAGAAGGUAUGCGAGAAACUGGAAAUAGGCGCUGAAGCUGACUACUUCGGGCUUCGCGUUUGUUCAGAGUCAGGACCCGGAAGAUGGCUAAACUUGCGGAACCCCCUCGACCCUCAUCGCAUAUCCGGAGGCCGACUAGAUCUCCGCGUCAAGUUCUGGGUACCUCCACACCUCCUAAUCAAUGAACCCACUCGCCAUCAGUUCUAUCUCGACGCUAAACUGGACCUAACAGAAGGACGACUAGUCGUAGCAGACCUCGAAGUCGCUAGGAGAAUAAUAGCCUACAUAGCUCAAGCUGAAACUGGUGACUACGACUGUGACCUCCCACCUACACACAUAUAUGAAGAGUGUAACAAGAUCGGUCCACAAGGCGAAAAGCCUGAAGACCAUUUGGACAAAAUAAUUGACUAUCAUUGUGAAAUCGCUGGAAUGCGAGAGUCACAAGCCGAGUACAGACUAUUGAAAGAAAUUUCCAAUUUGGAAUCAUUUGGCGAAGAAUUGUUUUUCUGCAAACAAGUGACACAGAGUAAUAACGCACACAAUUUGUACAGUCAUUUGUUGUACCAUAGACAACAGGCCGAAGAGCCUAGAGCGAGAGACGAUCAGGAAAUCGAUGGUGGCGCAACAGUGGGAUGUUUGGCAUCCGGACAUAAUGUAGGAGGAUGUGGAUGCAGGCUCAGUACUUGCGUUGGAGUCGGGCCACAUGGCAUCGUUGUUUAUAGGCCAGAUUGCAACGGUGAACAAGAAAUUGGUGUUGAGAAACAAAGUAUACCAUACACGGCGAUACAUCGCGCACAGCCUCGUCGCCGCAUCUUCCAGUUGUCAUACGUAACCGGGGACGGGCACGAAGCGACGUUGCACGUCAAGAUGGCGACUUCUAGUCAGGCGGCGGCGUUGUACCGCGCGGUGACCGAGAAGCACGCCUUCUAUUGUUGCGAGACAGUGAGGAGUGAUGUGACUGAACAGUAUAUUAGGGAUUUGAAGGGCACAAUAGCAUCAAUCUUCAACGACUCAACGACUCUAGGCAGAAAAUAUGUGUUCGACAUCCGACGUACGUGUCGAGAGGUGCACGACAAUGCUCGAAGAGAAGCGCACGCGCAUGCUGCAUUUUGCCACGAGUCACGACAGCGCAGGAGAUCUAGCGGAGGGACAGAUCAUAAGGAGUCCCGUUCACGGUCCCGCAGCGGCAGCGGCAGCGGUGACGCGCUAGCUUGCCGUAUAUGUAUGGACAACGCCAUGGACACCCUCUUCCUGCCCUGCCGGCACGUGGUUUGCUGUGAGGAAUGUGCUCCUAGAUGCGAACGCUGUCCGCUUUGCAGAGGAGAAAUAGAAAAAUUCAUGCACAUAUACCUUCCAGCAGAAUAUCAGAAAAAUCCCGGCGUAACAGCGAAUGAGCACAUCACUAAAACAACGAUCGCUGAAACAGACGAAAUAUCGAAUUUGGAACAAUAAAAUUCGUUUCUGAAUUUAUUUCUCGUUUGAAUGGUUUCGACUCACUGUGAUGUCAGUAGCAGUACAUAGAAGGUACCUGUAUGAAGAAGUGCCGAAGUCCAAUGGACAUGAAAAUGUGGCCUUAAAUGACUAUAAAGUUUAAUUAAUGUGUGUGUGAUUGUCUAGUCAGAACUUUUUGACUUUUAUGUGUUAAAAUAGUGCAUUUUUACUAUUUAGUAAUGAAAUAACCAAUAUUUUUCUAUUACGAAUGAUUCGAUUGAGAAAUUGUUAAUUCGCAUUCCAAAAAAUGUCGAA